This is a messenger RNA of Megalops cyprinoides (Indo-Pacific tarpon), 1361 nucleotides long. RefSeq names its product BAR/IMD domain containing adaptor protein 2 like 2a (gene baiap2l2a). NCBI's taxonomy places the organism in Eukaryota, Metazoa, Chordata, Actinopteri, Elopiformes, Megalopidae. The transcript is spliced from 14 exons. Gene Ontology annotation, molecular function: protein binding. Bases 1 to 1341 code for a protein of 446 amino acids. Gene Ontology annotation, cellular component: cytosol; nucleoplasm. Gene Ontology annotation, biological process: positive regulation of actin filament polymerization; plasma membrane organization; actin filament bundle assembly. The record is from RefSeq and is a predicted model, not a curated record.
AUGUCGGGACCAAAUAUUGACCAACUACAUCGAUCUACCUUAGGAAUAUACGCAAAUUUGAUGGAUCAGUUCAACCCAGGUUUGCAGAAGCUGGUGUCUCUAGGAAGCAACUAUAUCCAGGCAUUCCAAGCCUUAGCUGCGACCAGUGAAGCUUAUUUCGGUGCACUUGCCAAAAUGGGAGAGCAUGCCCUGCACAGCAUGCCCUCUCGUACACUAGGCGAUGUCCUGAUUCAAAUCUCAGAGAGUCAGAGGAGACUCACCGCUGAACUGGAAGCAGUUUUCCGAUGGUUUCAUGCUGAAGUGUUGCAAGAGAUGGAAAAUAAUGUCAGACUGGACAAGGACUACAUAUUGGGCAGCAGGAGGCGCUAUGAGAUGGAGGUGAGGAACCAGGCAACGGCUCUGGAGAGACAGCUGAGGAGAGGGGCUUACAGAGACAACCAGGACAGCAAUGACUACAUACAGUUCCUCAGACAGAGUCAGUGUGAUGCCCUGGAGGAAGAGAAGAGGAGGUAUCGUUUCCUGGCUGAGAAACACUGUGGUCUCACACAGUCCAUAUUAUACCUCAUGAACAAGACUGGUGGGUCCCUGCAGCAGAGGGCUGAGAUAUGGAGAGGCCAAGUGAAUGAGACCAGAGCACCCAGACCACACACCCCAUCACGUCUGGACCAGGACAGUGCGGUGAGGGGUUCCAUUGGUUAUAUUUUGCAGAUGGGAAUGAGAGAGGAGGAGAGAGAGUACCGCUGGACUGGCAGAGAUGAGCAGCCAAUGGGUAGAGUGCCCUCCAGAGCCCCCUCUCCCCAGCCCACCCGCUCUCGCUCCAGCUCCAUGGGGGACCCUCUUGGGGGGGGCGGGGGAAGGCAGAUGCGGGCAUUGGUGCCCCACCCUCAAUCCUCCAACCCCACACUGCUGCCCUUCUCCCGGGGCGAGGUGGUGACUGUGUUGGUACAGGAGCCCAGGAAUGGCUGGCUGUACGGCAGGGCAGAAAGCAGCCAACGUCAAGGUUGGUUCCCAGCAUCCUAUGUUGGACCCCUAGAAGACACUCCUAAACCAAUGGGCUACAAUAGCUCCACACUCAGAAGCAGUAAUAGCAUGAGCAACCUGCUUGACCAGAGGGAUGGUGGCAGCUACAAUGGGAUUCCACCCCCAGCUCCUCCCUUACCUAUGAAUAACCAACGUCCAAUCAUGCCAACCCCAGACAGGAAGGUGGAGUCCGCUUCUGAAAGCAAGAGACCCAUUCAGGAAGAACACCGGCCCAGUCUCUUUCCCAGGGGAACCAACCCCUUUGCUACAGUGAAGCUUCGACCCACCACCACCAAUGACAGAUCAGCCCCACGGAUUUAGUGACACCCAAGCAUGGAAGU